UUCCUGGGAGGCCGGCGCUCUGACGUGGAGCCGGGGGCCGCAGGCGCGGCGGGGGGAACGCGGCCCGGGGGCUUCUUAAACCCCCCGCCCCAGCCCGGCCCGCACUUCCAGAGCACCGCUCCGCCCCCGGAGGGAGACAGACAGAGACAGAGAGAGCGCGGCGGAGGAGCCGAGGAGUCCCGCCGAGUCCCGCCAGCCAGGGGCGCGAAAGAAGUUGAGAGCCGCGCAGCGCAGAGCCGCGAGUCCCGCGAUCGCGCCCCGACAGCGCCUCGAGCCCGAGCCCAGCCAAGCCGGAGCCCAGCCGGCAGCGCAGCCCCCGCCCCAGCCCGCGCCAGCAUGAUGAACAACAGCGGCUACUCCGAGGCCCCCGGCCUCGGCCUGGGCGACGAGGCGGACGACAUGCCGUCCACGGAGAAGGACCUGGCGGAGGACGCGCCGUGGAAGAAGAUCCAGCAGAACACUUUCACGCGCUGGUGCAACGAGCACCUCAAGUGCGUGGGCAAGCGCCUGACCGACCUGCAGCGCGACCUCAGCGACGGGCUGCGCCUCAUCGCGCUGCUCGAGGUGCUCAGCCAGAAACGCAUGUACCGCAAGUUCCACCCGCGCCCCAACUUCCGCCAGAUGAAGCUGGAGAACGUGUCCGUGGCCCUCGAGUUCCUCGAGCGCGAGCACAUCAAGCUCGUGUCCAUCGACAGCAAGGCUAUCGUAGAUGGGAACCUGAAGCUGAUCCUGGGCCUGAUCUGGACACUGAUCCUGCAUUACUCCAUCUCCAUGCCCAUGUGGGAGGAUGAGGAUGAUGAGGAUGCCCGAAAGCAGACACCCAAGCAGCGUCUACUCGGCUGGAUCCAGAACAAGGUGCCCCAGCUGCCCAUCACCAACUUCAACCGUGACUGGCAGGAUGGCAAAGCUCUGGGCGCCCUGGUGGACAACUGUGCCCCUGGCCUCUGCCCUGACUGGGAGGCCUGGGACCCCAACCAGCCUGUGGAGAACGCCCGGGAGGCCAUGCAGCAGGCGGACGACUGGCUCGGGGUGCCCCAGGUGAUUGCUCCCGAGGAGAUUGUGGACCCCAACGUGGAUGAGCAUUCUGUCAUGACCUACCUGUCCCAGUUCCCCAAGGCCAAACUCAAACCUGGUGCCCCCGUUCGCUCCAAGCAGCUGAACCCCAAGAAGGCCAUUGCCUACGGACCUGGCAUCGAGCCCCAGGGCAACACCGUGCUGCAGCCCGCGCACUUCACCGUGCAGACAGUGGAUGCUGGCGUGGGCGAGGUGCUGGUCUACAUUGAGGACCCCGAGGGCCACACCGAGGAGGCAAAGGUGGUUCCCAACAACGACAAGGACCGCACCUACGCUGUCUCCUACGUGCCCAAGGUCGCCGGCUUGCACAAGGUGACCGUGCUCUUUGCUGGCCAGAACAUCGAACGCAGCCCCUUUGAGGUGAACGUGGGCAUGGCCUUGGGGGAUGCCAACAAGGUAUCAGCCCGUGGUCCUGGCCUGGAGCCCGUGGGCAACGUGGCCAACAAACCCACCUACUUUGACAUCUACACCGCGGGGGCCGGCACUGGUGAUGUUGCCGUGGUGAUCGUGGACCCGCAGGGCCGGCGGGACACAGUGGAGGUGGCCCUGGAGGACAAGGGCGACAGCACGUUCCGCUGCACGUACAGGCCUGUGAUGGAGGGACCCCACACGGUGCACGUGGCCUUCGCCGGUGCCCCCAUCACCCGCAGCCCUUUCCCUGUCCACGUGGCAGAAGCCUGUAACCCCAACGCCUGCCGCGCCUCUGGGCGGGGCCUGCAGCCCAAGGGUGUGCGUGUCAAAGAGGUGGCUGACUUCAAGGUGUUCACCAAGGGUGCUGGCAGCGGAGAGCUCAAGGUCACAGUCAAGGGACCAAAAGGCACAGAGGAGCCGGUGAAGGUGCGGGAGGCGGGGGACGGUGUGUUCGAGUGCGAGUACUACCCCGUGGUGCCUGGCAAGUACACGGUGACCAUCACAUGGGGCGGCUAUGCCGUCCCCCGCAGCCCCUUUGAGGUGCAGGUGAGCCCAGAGGCAGGAGUGCAGAAGGUGCGGGCCUGGGGUCCCGGCUUGGAAACUGGCCAGGUGGGCAAGUCAGCCGACUUUGUGGUGGAGGCCAUUGGCACGGAGGUGGGGACGCUGGGCUUCUCCAUUGAGGGCCCUUCACAGGCCAAGAUCGAGUGUGAUGACAAGGGAGAUGGCUCCUGCGAUGUGCGGUACUGGCCCACAGAACCAGGGGAGUACGCCGUGCACGUCAUCUGCGAUGAUGAGGACAUCCGAGACUCGCCCUUCAUUGCCCACAUCCAGCCAGCUCCACCCGACUGCUUCCCGGACAAGGUGAAGGCCUUUGGGCCCGGCCUGGAGCCCACUGGCUGCAUCGUGGACAAGCCAGCAGAGUUCACCAUUGAUGCCCGUGCUGCUGGCAAGGGAGACCUGAAGCUCUAUGCCCAGGACGCAGACGGCUGCCCCAUUGACAUCAAGGUCAUCCCCAACGGCGAUGGUACCUUCCGCUGCUCCUACGUGCCCACCAAGCCCAUUAAGCACACCAUCAUCAUCUCCUGGGGAGGCGUCAACAUCCCCAAGAGCCCCUUCCGGGUAAACGUGGGAGAGGGCAGUCACCCCGAGCGGGUGAAGGUGUACGGCCCUGGCGUGGAGAAGACAGGCCUCAAGGCUAAUGAGCCCACCUACUUCACGGUGGACUGCAGUGAGGCGGGGCAAGGCGAUGUGAGCAUUGGCAUCAAGUGUGCCCCCGGUGUGGUGGGCCCUGCAGAGGCUGACAUCGACUUUGACAUCAUCAAGAAUGACAAUGACACCUUCACAGUCAAGUACACGCCCCCAGGGGCCGGCCGCUACACCAUCAUGGUGUUGUUUGCCAACCAGGAGAUCCCUGCCAGCCCCUUCCAUAUCAAGGUGGACCCAUCCCAUGAUGCCAGCAAGGUCAAGGCUGAGGGCCCUGGGCUGAACCGCACAGGUGUGGAAGUUGGGAAGCCCACUCACUUCACGGUGCUGACCAAGGGAGCCGGCAAGGCCAAGCUGGACGUGCACUUUGCCGGGGCUGUCAAGGGAGAAGCUGUGCGAGACUUUGAAAUCAUCGACAACCACGACUACUCCUACACUGUCAAGUACACGGCCGUGCAGCAGGGCAACAUGGCAGUGACAGUGACCUAUGGUGGAGACCCUGUCCCCAAGAGCCCCUUUGUGGUGAAUGUGGCACCCCCGCUGGACCUUAGCAAAGUCAAAGUUCAAGGCCUCAACAGCAAGGUGGCUGUAGGACAAGAACAGGCAUUUUCUGUGAACACACGAGGGGCUGGCGGUCAGGGCCAGCUGGACGUGCGGAUGACCUCACCCUCCCGACGACCCAUCCCCUGCAAGCUGGAGCCCGGGGGUGGAGCUGAAGCCCAGGCUGUGCGCUACAUGCCCCCUGAGGAGGGGCCCUACAAGGUGGACAUAACCUACGAUGGUCACCCGGUGCCUGGCAGCCCCUUCACCGUGGAGGGUGUCCUGCCCCCUGACCCCUCCAAGGUCUGUGCUUACGGCCCUGGUCUCAAGGGCGGGCUGGUAGGCGCACCAGCGCCCUUCUCCAUCGACACCAAGGGGGCGGGCACAGGGGGCCUGGGGCUGACCGUGGAGGGCCCCUGCGAGGCCAAGAUCGAGUGCCAGGACAAUGGCGAUGGCUCGUGUGCUGUCAGCUACCUGCCCACGGAGCCGGGCGAGUACACCAUCAACAUCCUGUUUGCUGAAGCCCACAUCCCCGGCUCGCCCUUCAAGGCUACCAUCCGGCCCGUGUUCGACCCGAGCAAGGUGCGGGCCAGUGGUCCAGGCCUGGAGCGCGGCAAGGCUGGCGAGGCAGCCACCUUCACUGUGGACUGCUCGGAGGCGGGCGAGGCUGAGCUGACCAUCGAGAUCCUGUCGGACGCCGGCGUCAAGGCCGAGGUGCUGAUCCACAACAAUGCCGACGGCACCUACCACAUCACCUACAGCCCCGCCUUCCCCGGCACCUACACCAUUACCAUCAAGUAUGGCGGGCACCCCGUACCCAAAUUCCCCACCCGAGUCCAUGUGCAGCCCGCUGUCGACACCAGUGGGGUCAAGGUCUCGGGACCCGGUGUGGAGCCCCACGGUGUCCUGCGUGAGGUGACCACUGAGUUCACUGUGGACGCAAGAUCCCUAACAGCCACGGGUGGGAACCACGUGACGGCCCGCGUGCUCAACCCCUCGGGCGCUAAGACGGACACCUACGUGACAGACAACGGGGAUGGCACCUACCGAGUGCAGUACACAGCCUAUGAAGAGGGAGUGCAUUUGGUGGAGGUGCUGUAUGAUGAUGUAGCUGUGCCCAAGAGCCCCUUCCGAGUGGGCGUGACUGAGGGCUGUGACCCCACUCGCGUCCGGGCCUUUGGGCCAGGCCUGGAGGGUGGCUUGGUCAACAAGGCUAACCGCUUCACUGUGGAAACGAGGGGAGCUGGCACUGGGGGCCUAGGCCUAGCCAUCGAGGGCCCGUCGGAAGCCAAGAUGUCCUGCAAGGACAACAAGGAUGGCAGCUGCACCGUGGAGUACAUCCCUUUCACCCCUGGAGACUACGACGUCAACAUCACCUUCGGGGGCCGGCCCAUCCCAGGGAGUCCAUUCCGGGUGCCAGUGAAGGAUGUGGUGGACCCUGGGAAGGUGAAGUGCUCAGGCCCAGGGCUGGGAGCCGGUGUCAGGGCCCGGGUACCCCAGACCUUCAAGGUGGACUGCAGCCAAGCUGGCCGGGCCGCCCUGCAGGUGGCCGUGCUGAGCCCCACAGGUGUGGCUGAGCCUGUGGAGGUGCGUGACAAUGGAGAUGGCACCCAUACCGUCCACUACACCCCAGCCACUGAUGGGCCCUACACAGUAGCUGUCAAGUAUGCCGACCAGGAGGUGCCACGCAGCCCCUUCAAGAUCAAGGUGCUUCCAGCCCACGAUGCCAGCAAGGUGCGGGCCAGCGGCCCCGGGCUCAAUGCCUCUGGCAUCCCUGCCAGCCUGCCUGUGGAGUUCACCAUCGAUGCCCGGGAUGCUGGGGAGGGCUUGCUCACUGUCCAGAUCCUGGACCCUGAGGGUAAGCCCAAGAAGGCCAACAUCCGAGACAAUGGGGAUGGCACGUACACCGUGUCCUACCUCCCGGACAUGAGUGGCCGGUACACCAUCACCAUCAAGUAUGGCGGCGAUGAGAUCCCCUACUCGCCCUUCCGCAUCCACGCCCUGCCCACUGGGGACGCCAGCAAGUGCCUGGUCACAGUGUCCAUUGGAGGCCAUGGCCUGGGUGCCUGCCUGGGCCCCCGCAUCCAGAUUGGGGAGGAGACGGUGAUCACGGUGGACGCCAAGGCAGCAGGCAAGGGGAAGGUGACGUGCACAGUGUCCACGCCGGAUGGGGCGGAGCUCGACGUGGAUGUCGUUGAGAACCACGACGGCACCUUCGACAUCUACUACACAGCGCCCAAGCCGGGCAAGUACGUCAUUACCAUCCGCUUUGGAGGCGAGCACGUCCCCAACAGUCCCUUCCACGUGCUGGCCACAGAGGAGCCAGUGGUGCCCGUGGAGCCAAUGGAGUCCAUGCUGAGACCCUUCAACCUGGUCAUCCCCUUCACUGUGCAGAAAGGGGAGCUCACAGGGGAGGUACGGAUGCCCUCUGGGAAGACCGCCCGGCCCAGCAUCACUGACAACAAGGAUGGCACCAUCACGGUGAGGUACGCACCCACCGAGAAAGGCCUGCACCAGAUGGGGAUCAAGUAUGACGGCAACCACAUCCCUGGGAGCCCCCUGCAGUUCUACGUCGAUGCCAUCAACAGCCGCCAUGUCAGUGCCUAUGGGCCAGGCCUGAGCCAUGGCAUGGUCAACAAGCCGGCCACCUUCACCAUUGUCACCAAGGAUGCUGGGGAAGGUGAGGGGAGCUGGGUGAGGGCGGCCAAUGCAGGGGUGAGGGCAGGACCUCUGAUCUCAGCCCUCCCUCCACCCACAGGGGGUCUGUCCCUGGCCGUGGAGGGCCCGUCCAAGGCAGAGAUCACCUGCAAGGACAACAAGGAUGGCACCUGCACCGUGUCCUACCUCCCCACGGCGCCUGGGGACUACAGCAUCAUCGUGCGCUUUGACGACAAGCACAUUCCGGGGAGCCCCUUCACAGCCAAGAUCACAGGCGAUGACUCGAUGAGGACGUCACAGCUGAACGUGGGCACCUCCACGGAUGUGUCACUGAAGAUCACCGAGAGCGACCUGAGCCUGCUGACCGCCAGCAUCCGCGCCCCCUCGGGCAACGAGGAGCCCUGCCUGCUGAAGCGCCUGCCCAACCGGCACAUCGGCAUCUCCUUCACCCCCAAGGAGGUUGGGGAGCACGUGGUGAGUGUGCGCAAGAGCGGCAAGCACGUCACCAACAGCCCCUUCAAGAUCCUGGUGGGACCGUCGGAGAUCGGGGAUGCCAGCAAGGUGCGGGUCUGGGGCAAGGGCCUGUCCGAGGGACACACGUUCCAGGUGGCGGAGUUCAUCGUGGACACGCGUAAUGCAGGUUAUGGGGGCCUGGGGCUGAGUAUUGAAGGCCCUAGCAAGGUGGACAUCAACUGUGAGGACAUGGAGGACGGCACAUGCAAAGUUACCUACUGCCCCACGGAACCCGGCACCUACAUCAUCAACAUCAAGUUUGCCGACAAGCAUGUGCCUGGAAGCCCCUUCACGGUGAAGGUUACCGGCGAAGGCCGCAUGAAGGAAAGCAUCACCCGGCGUAGGCAGGCGCCGUCCAUUGCCACCAUCGGCAGCACCUGUGACCUCAACCUCAAGAUCCCAGGGAACUGGUUCCAGAUGGUGUCGGCCCAGGAGCGCCUGACACGCACCUUCACGCGCAGCAGCCACACGUACACCCGCACAGAGCGCACGGAGAUCAGCAAGACCCGGGGCGGGGAGACCAAGCGCGAGGUGCGGGUGGAGGAGUCCACCCAGGUUGGCGGAGACCCCUUCCCCGCCACCGUCUUCGGGGACUUCCUGGGCCGGGAACGCCUGGGCUCUUUUGGCAGCAUCACCCGGCAGCAGGAGGGUGAGGCCAGCUCUCAGGACAUGACCGCACAGGUGACCAGCCCGUCAGGCAAGACGGAAGCCGCAGAGAUCGUGGAGGGGGAGGACAGCGCAUACAGUGUGCGCUUUGUGCCCCAGGAGAUGGGGCCCCACACGGUCACUGUCAAGUACCGCGGCCAGCAUGUGCCAGGCAGCCCCUUUCAGUUCACCGUGGGGCCACUGGGUGAAGGCGGUGCCCACAAGGUGCGAGCUGGAGGCACAGGGCUGGAGCGAGGGGUGGCCGGCGUGCCAGCCGAGUUCAGCAUCUGGACCCGAGAAGCGGGUGCCGGGGGCCUGUCUAUUGCUGUGGAGGGUCCCAGCAAGGCGGAGAUUGCAUUUGAGGACCGCAAAGAUGGCUCCUGUGGGGUCUCCUAUGUUGUCCAGGAACCAGGUGACUAUGAGGUCUCCAUCAAGUUCAACGAUGAGCACAUCCCAGACAGCCCUUUUGUGGUACCCGUGGCCUCCCUCUCAGACGACGCUCGCCGUCUCACUGUCACUAGCCUCCAGGAGACGGGGCUCAAGGUGAACCAGCCGGCGUCCUUUGCGGUGCAGCUGAACGGUGCACGGGGCGUGAUUGAUGCUAGGGUGCACACGCCCUCGGGUGCGGUGGAGGAGUGCUACGUCUCCGAGCUGGACAGUGACAAGCACACCAUCCGUUUCAUCCCCCAUGAGAAUGGCGUCCACUCCAUUGACGUCAAGUUCAGCGGCGCCCACAUCCCUGGCAGCCCCUUCAAGAUCCGCGUUGGGGAGCAGAGCCAGGCUGGGGACCCAGGCUUGGUGUCAGCCUGUGGUCCUGGGCUCGAGGGAGGCACUACAGGAGUGUCAUCGGAGUUCAUUGUCAACACCUUGAAUGCGGGCUCGGGGGCCUUGUCUGUCACCAUCGACGGCCCCUCCAAGGUGCAGCUGGACUGUCGGGAAUGUCCUGAGGGCCACGUGGUCACUUACACUCCCAUGGCCCCUGGCAACUACCUCAUUGCCAUCAAGUAUGGUGGCCCCCAGCACAUUGUGGGCAGCCCCUUCAAGGCCAAGGUCACAGGUCCCCGGCUGUCUGGAGGCCACAGCCUUCACGAAACAUCCACGGUCCUGGUGGAGACUGUGACCAAGUCAUCCUCAAGUCGGGGUUCCAGCUAUAGCUCCAUCCCCAAGUUCUCCUCAGAUGCCAGCAAGGUGGUGACACGGGGCCCUGGGCUGUCCCAGGCCUUUGUGGGCCAGAAGAACUCCUUCACCGUGGACUGCAGCAAAGCAGGCACCAACAUGAUGAUGGUGGGUGUGCACGGGCCCAAGACCCCCUGUGAGGAGGUGUAUGUGAAGCACAUGGGGAACCGGGUGUACAACGUCACCUACACUGUCAAGGAGAAAGGGGACUACAUCCUCAUCGUCAAGUGGGGCGACGAAAGUGUCCCUGGAAGCCCCUUCAAAGUCAACGUGCCCUGAAUCCCAGAAGUGCCUCCCCCAGCCUCGGCCCCCACCUCCUGGCCAAACACACUCACAGACACACACACACACACACACACACACACAAAUAGGCCACACCCAGAUGCACGCACGCAGAAUCAGACACCACAAACACCUGCCCUGGGGGUGGAAGGAGUGGUACUGUCCCCUCCCUGCCGGGCUCCCAGGUUGGAAGGCCUCGUCCGUCUCAGGGCAGUGUCCCUGCCUCAGACGUGACAUGAGGGCGAACUGGAGGUUGGGGGGCCAGGGAAGCCCUGAGUUUUCUGGCGGGGCUGAGGCCAGUGGGGGAGCACACGUCUGGGGGUGUCUGCAUGUGUGAGAGAGGUCGCCCUCAAACCGCACCGCCAGCGGGGCCUCCUUACCGCUGAGGACUGCGUCCGGCCCCUCUGGUGGCCACAACCCCAGAGCGUUAAGGACUUGGAAGAGAAAGCACAAUCGCAGGAAAAAAUGGACCCAGCAGCAGCAGGCUUGGUGCGUGUCCUGGCCCCCGGGCAAUUGAGAUCCCAGCCAGGCUUCCUGGGGGACAGAUUUCUCUCUCUUUUUUUUUUAAGAUUGCACAGCUCUGCCCCACGGGGGGCCUUUUUUUACCCACUGCGAGGCCCAGCUUUCUGGGGGGCUUUUGCACAUGUCAUGCGGCUCAGCUGGGAGCCGUUUAGGUGGAAAACAAAUAAAGUGCGGCCUGUCGCAGAGA
Molecule: messenger RNA, 9211 nt
Organism: Mesoplodon densirostris (Blainville's beaked whale)
Lineage: Eukaryota; Metazoa; Chordata; Mammalia; Artiodactyla; Ziphiidae
Gene: FLNC
Product: filamin C
Exons: 46
Coding region: 337-8499 (2720 amino acids)
Biological process (GO): actin cytoskeleton organization
Molecular function (GO): actin filament binding
Source: RefSeq, a predicted model, not a curated record